AUGUUAAAUCCGAAUACAGAGCCGAAUGUGUCGAUCAGAGAGCUGGACAUACCGGUGAACGCUGUGGCCACUGCUCUGAAAGACUUCUUCUCGAAACGCUUGCCUCCACUCAUACCGUCAACACUGAUGGAUGAGUUGACAGAAUUGUCGGCUUUUGGCGAGAAGAGCAGUCGUUUGACUUCAUUCAAGGAUUUCUUGAAAAGCCUUCCAUUAGUUAACUUCGAAGUAAUUAAAUUCGUUUUCAAACAUUUUGUAAAAGUGACAGAUAAUUGUCGACUGAAUAGUAUGGACAGUAAGAACUUAGCGAUCUGUUGGUGGCCAACACUCCUUCCGAUUGAGUUCAACGAUAUGCUAGUCUUCGAGCAAAUGAGACCACAUUUGGAGGACUUCGUGCAGACAAUGAUCGAUGAGUUCGAGUUCCUGUUCGGCAGCCAAGACGUGCUUCUUAUCGUUUGAGUUGACAUUCAAUCGACAAUACGCUAUAAUAAGUGACUUAUUAUAGCAUACAAUCCGAUCACUCGAUUCCGACUAUAAGUGCAGUCAGACUAUCAAACGUUAGCCCAAUUUAAUGCCAAAACAAAUUCUGGUCAUAUCUUUUGUGCAUACAAUUAAUUAACACAAUAUUUCAAACUUAUUAAAUACUUUCCAUACUUUUUGAGACAAUAAUUAAUUUUGUAAUUCAAAGAAAAAACAUUUAUUGUAAUAUUGUAUGAAAAAAUUGAACGGAUC
Messenger RNA from Medioppia subpectinata, 729 nucleotides. The record is from the annotation of a GenBank genome assembly. Lineage: Eukaryota; Metazoa; Arthropoda; Arachnida; Sarcoptiformes; Oppiidae.